ACACCGAGCCUCGGGUUGUGUUUCUAACGCGGCUCCCUGAACUCACUGGCGACGGGAAGCCGGAAGGAAACAUGAACCUCGGAGCCGCGCGGAGGGGUCACACCCCCUUUCUCUUAACGCCGCAGACUCCGGCCGACACACACGCACACACGUACACGCACACGCACGCACGCACACGCACACACACUUGACAUACGAGGCACAGCAGCGCAGACACACAGACGACAGGGGAGAAAUUGCCUUUAACUUGUUUCUGCGAUAUUACACCGCGCUGCCUGAAUGUGACGCGACAACACGGACCCACAACGCGUGACCGUUUGCGGUGGGCUGGCUGCAGUAAUGUCCAGAGCCACUAAAUCCACCUCGAGGUCUCGGAGCCGCUCCAGGUCUCGGAGCCGCUCCAGGUCCCGGUCAAGAUCCCGCUCCACCUCUCGCUCCAGAAGUCGCACCAGAUCCCGGUCCAGGAAGCGCCACCAACGCUCUAGGUCUCGGUCUCGGUCGUGGUCAAGAUCUCAUUCUCCAUCUCAUAACCGGGAGAAGAAAUAUUCGAGGGGAUACCAGAAUGGUCGUGAGUUCCGGGGAUACCACCGCGGCUUCCGGAGGCCGUACAACUUCAGGGGCCGAGGGCGGGGCUUCUUCCCACGUGGACGCUUCCAGCGUGGCGGCUACAACAACAACAACAACAACAACAACAACUUCCGCCCCAACUGGAAAAAUUACAAGCAGUACCCUCAAAAACAACAGCAACAACAGCCGCAGCAGCAACAGCAACAGCAACAGCAACAGCCGCAGCAGCAGCAGCAGCAGCAGCAGCAGCAAAGCCAGUCACGAGGACGCUCUCACAGCCUCCAGCAACGCUCCGGAAGCCCCCCUCGUGGUCACUCCCACCACUCUGACCGAUCGUCCUCGCCCUUAUCCAGACACUCGCAGCAUUCUUCCUCUUCCUCACACUCCUCCUCUCCCAAAUGGAAGCCAUGCUUGUUGCAGACUAACCAGAACUCCAAAGAUGUGAAAGAGGAGCCUUCUGCCUCCAAGGAGGUCCAAAAGGUAGGAGGGGGAGAUGAGGAGCCAGUGGAGCUCAUCGGGGCGUCGGCAGAAGAUGCCAAAGAAGGCACAUGUCGUGGGAAAGCGGAGGGUAGUUGGCAGAGCCUGACCGACUGCAGAAGCAGUCCAAAGACAACGAGUCCUCUGGCAAGCUCUGCUGGUAUUGUUGGUCAGAACAGCCAAACUACAAACCAGUCAAGCCCUUCCCCUAAAAUUACAAAUGACAUUGGCAAUGGCGCCCCCUCUUGGAAGACGGUGUCUAGUAGUUCAUCCUCAACCAAAAAAAACCCACAUGAAGGUCUAAAUCCAAUGCUUUCCAGCUUUGACUUCUUCUCCAAUGAGGAAUACCUGGAUGGAGAUCAAACAGCAAUCUCUGUUGCCUUCAGACAGUUUUUGGAGGAGCAAAAAAAAAAAGCCAAAGCUUUUGAAAAUGGCAAGAACGCAGACGCAAAUGAUGUGGAUAUGGAGCAAGGGAGAGCGAAGGGCAAAGCAUCCGCCAAUAUCCCUGACUCAGUGCAAAGAAAGUACAGAGCGGACAUUGAUGGUGAAGUGUCUCUGAAAAGCUUUUUGAAAGCUUCUCCCUUUCUGUCUGCUGAGGAAGAGGAGGAGGCCAUAAUCAAGCCUCAUUUGAAGUCCCUUCACAAGGACUGGUACAAUGGGGACGAGUCCUCUAAGACAAAGAUCAAGGUCACUCACUCAGCCCGGGAAAUGUUUGAUGAAUGCUUUGGAAAAUGUAAGAAUGUGGCCUACUCACAAAUAGCCAACAGUGACCUUGACUCCAUGGCAGAGGACAUACAUCCCACUCGAAAGCAGGACAUAGCAGCGGCCAUUGCUGCUGCCCUCGCCAAGAGGGAGCUGGCGGGGAAAUGUGAGGGACUGUCCCCAGGCGUGGGUGGUAAAGCCAGGAAGAUGGCAAAAUGUCCCUCCAUCUCAUCUCUGACACCACCACCAAGAAGGAGCUCUGACAAAGAGCUCAGGGGAGAGGACUCCCAGUUCAUGUCCUCAAGAAAACAAGAAACCAAAUUAAAUAUCAGAAUGGAUUUCCUUGGAGAUAGCCUGAUGAGGUCUUCUGAUAUUUUAGCUGAGGAGCGACAGUUGUCUCAAGAUCUUGUGCAGUCCUCAAAAAAGGAUCAGGAGUUUCGCUCCAUCUUCCAACAUGUUCAAGCGGCUCCGUUACAGAAGAGUCCCUCUGAGCUGUUUGCUCAGCACAUCGUCACCAUCGUUCACCACAUUAAAGCUCAGCACUUUCCAUCCUCUGAAAUGACCCUAAACGAGCGAUUCACCAUGUACCAGAGACGAGCUGCAGAGAAGGAAACGAUGAAGCCAAGAAAAAGCCCAGAGAUACACAGGAGAAUUGAUGUUUCACCAAGAGCUUUUAAGAAACACUCUCAACUUUUUGAGGCGAUGAAAAGCUCAGAGGAUGGCACUUACAAGGAUGGCGGGGAAAAAAUGACGGGUGACCCGAUGGACCUUCGUUUGGAUAUCGAGCGCCGUAAAAAAUAUCCCAUCCAUGACAGAGAUUAUAAUCAGGAUCGGCGAGGAGAUGGGGAAGAUUCCCCAGAUUCUAGUAGAGACAGAUCUGAGGAAAGGUUAUCCAAAUCAAGUGAGAGAUCAAAGAAAAGUCAGAAGAAGCGCUCUCGCUCAAGUUCGUCCUCAUCUUCCUCAUCCUCCAAGUCCCAAAAAGAAGAUUUGCCCCAUGGCAAGUCUGAUCCCAAAGAUAAAGACUUUGACAGGGCCCCACUGGGUCAAACCGAGUCCUCAGGACCAGUUGAAAGAGGAAGGCCACGUGGAGGAUUUCAAGUUCGUAUUCGAGGAAGGAGCUGGAACCGAGGAAACGAUCAGGGGAACUGUUCACAGAGUAACGUGAUGGCAAACAUGGCCGCACAGCCCAAAAAUGAAGACUGGGACCCAGAGUUCACUCCCAAGAGCAGGAAAUACUACUUGCAUGACGACAGAGAACGGGAGGCAGAGUGCAAGAUGGUGGACAACCGAGGCCGAGGACGGGGAAGCUUCUCGCGUGGACGGGCGCGAUUCAUCGUCCGCAAAGCCACCGGGGGCCCCAGCACCAACAGCCCCAAAUGGGCCAAUGACAAGUUCCAGAACAACGGGGAGCAAGGUGACGUGCACGAGGAGACAGAGCAGGACCAUAAAGAAGGAGAGGACAGAAUACUUGAGCAGUAAAGCAGGGCGCUGACAAUCUUAAUGUUCUUUCUGUGUUGUUAUGGCAUCUGAAUCAGUGAUUUUAUCCUCCAUAAGGGAUUCAUGAAUGCAGACUAGGACUCCGUUAUGCCAUAACUUAGCGUAGGAUUCUCACUCUGACUUGACGGAACGAUUUUCCACAUCAGGACAGAACUCAUAACUAGUAGAAGCACUGUUUUAGGGUGAAUUGCUGUUUCUCAUAAGUUGGAUUUAUGUCCAAAUUAUGUAUUGCUUUAUAUGGUUCGGGGGAAUUUUACUCAUCUCGCAGGAAUGAUAAAAAAAUAAUAAUAUUUGUACUCAAUUUGAUAUUUUUAAGUAGCAAGUGAAAACCACAUAAUAGAUCAAAUGAGCUUGUACCUUUAUACUUAUGCAAAUGAAGAAAUGUUUUGUGAGUGAGUUAAAAGAGUUUUAGAAAAUCAGGCUUGUUGUUUUGAGCCAUGUCUUGAUUAGAAUGACAGCAAUAAGUACACUGUAGUUCAUGUUCAAUGCAGCACUAACGAGACCCUGAUCUGACAUGGGACCAAACUGCACGGGGUCAAAGGUUAUGCUCUACUGUCUUUCAUCGUACUACAGCCAACAGAUCUAAAAUACUACCUGACACCAUGCGAGACGGGAAGAGGAUAACUGUACAUUUAUGAUGUUGCUCAUUAAACAUUUUGCAGUCAAGAUAUUUCUAUACAUCACAGUAGCUCUUUGUUUGAUCUUGGACACCACAAAUCAAUGUAUAAUAUUGAUUGUGAUUAUAUAUUUCUCCAAAAGACAUUCAUAGUUUUUGUACCUGGCUAGACAGGAUUUUGUCUGCAAAGGAAUUGCCAUAGAUUUAGAUGUUUUUCACUCGCUGUUUUCAAAUCUUUCUCCAGCCAAUAUUGAUUUAAUCAGUUCUGUAAAUUGUGUUUAACUGUGACAUAACAUUGUGAUAGAGGCUCAACAUUUGUAUUUGUAUACAAUACAAGGCAGUUUAUAGAGCAACGGUUACACUAUGUCUAAACCUAAAAUAAGAAUGUUUUUCAGUGCAUAUCUCUAAUAGUUUUAAGUCUAGGGUUAAUUUAAUUUCUGUUUGGCUAACAUCCCAUACAAAUGAAUUACAUGCUCUUGUGCCUUGCUGCGGGUCCGCUGGUCUUCAGGCCUACAGAUUGAGAUUCACAUGUUUAAAAGUUUAAAAUGUUUAAAGGUUACCUGCUUGGGGAAUGUUGCUUUUCUAAAUAGGUGUUGUUACUGUUUGUUUUUGUUUUUUUUGAGAAUGUAAAUUAAAGAGACACUGAUUUCUUUAA
Cyclopterus lumpus (lumpfish) is the source of this 4514-nucleotide messenger RNA. It is a transcript of the gene thrap3a, whose product is annotated as thyroid hormone receptor associated protein 3a. Gene Ontology annotation, biological process: mRNA processing; positive regulation of transcription by RNA polymerase II. Gene Ontology annotation, cellular component: exon-exon junction complex; mediator complex. NCBI's taxonomy places the organism in Eukaryota, Metazoa, Chordata, Actinopteri, Perciformes, Cyclopteridae. The record is from RefSeq and is a predicted model, not a curated record. Gene Ontology annotation, molecular function: mRNA binding; DNA binding; transcription coregulator activity. The transcript has 11 exons. The coding region runs from base 340 to 3225 and encodes 961 amino acids.